Molecule: messenger RNA, 1462 nt
Organism: Xenia sp. Carnegie-2017
Lineage: Eukaryota; Metazoa; Cnidaria; Anthozoa; Malacalcyonacea; Xeniidae
Product: ribonuclease D-like
Exons: 3
Coding region: 713-1312 (199 amino acids)
Biological process (GO): nucleobase-containing compound metabolic process
Cellular component (GO): nucleus; cytoplasm
Molecular function (GO): nucleic acid binding; 3'-5' exonuclease activity
Source: RefSeq, a predicted model, not a curated record
UGAAAGCAACAUUCAAAAAGUAUGGCUGUAUUUCUUAGAAAAUCUUUUGGGUUUAUUUAAAACAAAUGUCAAAUACUGAGCAUACCAAUUGUCAAAUAAAUAUAACCAAUGGCCAGUCACAAUAAAUCAUCGCGCGUGCAACGCACAUUUGUGGCUCAAGUGUGGAAAAUUACAAAAACCUUGAAACAGAUCUUAUGUUUUUUUAAGGUCCUUCGAAAAAAGGCGAAAAAAGAAACAACUUCCGUUUCCAAUGUCGGAAAAAGGAGAACUGGUAACUGGCCUUAGCUUCCCCAAAGGCAAUAGCACCAAAGUUUUACUUUGACAAUAUUAUUUCGUAAUUCAAUAUGGCGACUAUUAGAGGAGUGAAGACUUUCCUCUCUCAUAAUGCAUCAAAAUGUUUAGAUUACAAAAGCGCUAAAGCUAAGCAAAUCACGUGUCAAACAAACUUUACUACAUCAGAAAAAGUACAACGAGAUCUACUGGCGAUGAACAAAAACGGUUUGACCAAAAUGCUAAUGAACAAGUCAAGAGUGAACCUUUCGACACAUGCCGUAAAUUACUGCUGGAAGAAGCUGAGUUACAAAACUAUCCAAUUAAUCGUUUCGAUGGCAGCAUACAUAUUGUAAAAGGACCUUCACAUGAGCAUGAUUUGGGAAUAAAGAAUGCCAUUAAUAGACUAAAGAAAAAGUCAGUUUUAGGACUUGAUGUUGAAAUGGUAGAAUCCAUUCAAUUAUUUCCCUUAAAUAAACAUACAAAAAAGAUCAAAGUUGUUCAAAUAGCAUCAGAAACUGAUGCAAUGUUGUGGCAGUUGAGAAACUUUCCUGGUUUACCAUCAUCAUUGGAGUAUUUCCUGAAAUCAGACAUUCUUAAGGUUGGCCAUGCAAUAAGUGAAGAUGUUGUCCAAUUAAAGAAUGAAUUCAACAUCACAUCACAACAUAUCUUUGAUACAUUGCCUUGGGCAAUAGAGAUGAAUUGUAAACCUUUGACUUUGCAUGCUUUGUGUGCAAUAUUCUUGGGUUGGAGGAUAUCAAAAGGAUUGCAAACCUCAAAUUGGGAUCGACGCGAGUUGUCUAUGAAUCAAGUACAUUAUGCAUGCACUGAUGCUUGGGCAAGCUUAAUGCUUUAUAAAGAAAUGAAAAGCUAUGCCGAAAGAAAUUGCUAUCUGUUUCCCUUGCCAAUAGAGUCAGUUGACAAUAUUCUGGACACAAGGCUUGAUACCAAAAGAAAAAGACGUCGGCGUCAUGUUAAGAAUUACAAAGCAAGAAGAAACUACGAACUGAUGAUAAAUAAUGCAACAUUUAUUACUGAAUAACAUUUACCUAAGGAAAAGAUUUUAGAAAAAAUACUGUGUUCAUUGCCUUAAGUCAGAAAGCACACCAUUAUCGUGUAAUUUUCACACUUUUCCAUUUGGAUCAUUAAUUGCAAAGUCUUUGUUACAAGUAAAUGAGAUUGUUAUAGCAAA